AUGGUUUUAAAGGAUCUUUGCGAAGUCAUUCCUGACCAUGUGGUCCUCACGAAAGAGCACGAGAGAGAUUUAACCGACACAGCUGAUCGUAUAGUUGCCGAGACGCUACAUUCAUAUGAAACCUUCAUUGCAAGUAAUCGUCAAUUUGACUCACGCGUUUGGAAGCAUGUCAAGUCUCGUGAAAAAGUUCACGUCUAUCGUACUCAUUGUUCUCAUUCGAAAAAGCUUGAAAAUUUAAUUGAAAAGCAACCGUGUCGACCAAAAUUGCUAUCGAAUGACACCAUUGAGCAGCAGCAGCGAGAGGCACAGGCAGCCGGACGACCACAUGCUUACACACCCGACGAUGAGGAUGAAGAACCUGAAAAACAUCAAGACACAUCGGGGCGUCAAGUCACUGCAUCUCAGGCACUCUUGUCGCACACGCUCAUCGAGUCUUCGAGUGACUGUGGCUCAUUCUCUGUCUUUCCAACAGAAAGCGUUGUGGGAAAAAUUAAGCCGCCUCGUGUCCCAUUGGUCGCCGCAAUCGGCAUUAUCGACGGCUCAGUGGAAGACGUGGCAUUUGGGGCUCUUGCUCACACAAACGAAACGUGGUUCGAGCGCAAUGCAUACGUCAAGAACGACGGCUUUGACAGUCGCAAAGUUUUGGCGUCGUUCCAAAAACCAAGCAAAGAAGACCCGUUCCGAUUUGUAGGAAUAAAGUGGGCCACAUGUGGUAUUGCUGCCUUUGUGUCUCGACGUGACGUUCUGUUUCUUGAAUCAUCGGGUAUUGCACUGGAUUGGGAUGGUGAACGUGUCUACUAUAAUCUCGCACAUUCAGUCGUGUUGGAUGACUGCCCCACGCUUCCUACUCGGUACCAUGUCGUUCGUCUUAACUUGUCCAUUUGCUACAUCAUGCGUCAGAUCGCCGAUACUCAGAUCGAAGUUUAUGCUCGAGGUUUUGCUGACAUGGGCGGUAACCUUCCUGCUGUUAUUGGUAUGAAUGUAUUCUCGCAAGGGGUAGUUGACGUCGUGGGUAUUGUAGAAGCCUCAUACUUGAAGAAGCUAGCGUGGCAAAUAAGUCACCGUUGUUCAAGUAAAGCGUCAAAAGAUCAAUUAAGCAAUUGUGGCGUCUGCGGUAGAAGCAUUGUAAGAUUCGGUAAUCUACUUUGCAUGGGAGGAGCCUGUGCAAUCUGCAAACAGAUGACUUGCCAGAAAUGUAGCGUGCAGAAAAAACUGCUUUCAAACGACGACAUAUAUGUGGAGAAGAAGCUUACGUUUUGCUUAUCAUGUGUGAUCGAUGCUCGCCAAAUGUCAGCAUGGGAUGUUGCAUUACAGCAACUUGAAAAUAUGUAG
Messenger RNA from Plasmopara halstedii, 1332 nucleotides. RefSeq names its product START-like domain. The transcript has a single exon. Lineage: Eukaryota; Oomycota; Peronosporomycetes; Peronosporales; Peronosporaceae. The record is from RefSeq and is a predicted model, not a curated record. Bases 1 to 1332 code for a protein of 443 amino acids.